AUGUAAAAGUAAAUUGAUGAGGUUGAACUCUUAUUAAAAAAGAGUCCUCAACAUAGAAGCAAAGCAGAAAUCGAUCUUUUAGUUAAAUUAACUUCUUAACUUCCUUUUUUUAAAUAAUACACUAAAUCAGAGAAUGGAAUUCAAAUACAAAGGAAAUGUUGUAAAAAUAUGUAUUGUGAAAAAUUCAAAUCACAUGAAAUUGUAUUCUAUGUAGGUAACCCAUAAUUCUAAAUUCUUUAGAUAGUGUUGGCACUAAAUUCUAUAUUAUAUUAGAAGGAUAAGUUAUGGUAUUAGUAAGGAAGCCCAAUCAAAUUGAAAUGGAAGCUGUAAGAAUUCUAAAUAAAGGGGAAUCUUUUGGUGAAUUAGCACUCUUACAUAAACAACCAAGGUUAGCAACAAUUCAAUGUCUUACUGAAUGUACUUUUGCUGUUUUAGAUAAAUAACAAUUUAAGCAUAUUCUUUAGGAAGAACAAUAAAAAUAAUUAGACGAAGUAUGUAUCUUUAUUAAUAUGAAAGAACAUUGAUUAUUUCUCUCAAAUUAAAAUAUUUUCACAUCUUCAUAGAACUUAAUUGAAACAUAUUUAUCUAAAUUCUUUUUUGUAUGAAUUUGAAAAAAAUCAAAUUGUUAUAUAAGAAGGCUAAAAGGUUGAUUAUUUUAUUUUAAUUAAAUCUGGUAGCUUCUUAGUUAAGAAGUUUAUUAGAUCUAAUUAAACUAAUGCAAAUGUAAUUAUUAUAAAUAUGAUAGCUUUUUGAAAUAGGAGAAUUACAAGUAUUUGGUUUCUAUCAUCUCAAUAUAAAUCUUCCUUAUGAAUAUUCUUUGAUUUGUAAUUCAGCCAAAGGAUAUGCAUAUAAAAUUUAAAGAACAUCAUUAGUUGAAAGAAUGUUUGAAUAACAAUUUGAAGAACUUAAAUUACAUAGAAUAGAAUUACAAUAGUUUGCAGAACUUAGAACAUAAACAGAUGCAAAAACAGCUUCUAAUUUUCCAUAAUAUUAUUCUUAAAGAAUUAAAACAGAAAAUUUAAUAGAAUCUCCAUAAAAAAGUGAUAGAUUAAUAGAGACUACUAAAAAAAUACAAUAAAUUUAAUAAAUUAAAAAAUAACAAAGAAAUAAAUUAAUUAAAUAAUAACUCGAAUUCUUAUCUUUAAAAUAAAGAAAACAUCCAAUUAAAGUUAUACCAUCAAGUGUAACUUAAACUUAAUCAGAGCUCUUUCUUAAAUAAAAAACCUGCUAUAAUUUUGUUACAUAAAAUGAUUCUCAAGAAUUUGAUUGUUAAUAAAUUCAAAAAUUUGAAUCUUAAGUUGAAUUACCAAAAAAUAAAAUAAAAAAACUUACAAUGAAAACACAUUUUCCAGAAGAAUUAUUAGAAAAAUAAUCUUGUAAUAGUCCAUUGAGUACAUCAUAAUCAUAAUUGAAAAGUCGUAAAGAAAAAAAAAGAAUGAUUUUACCAAAAGCUCAAAACAGAAUUAAAUCCAGGACAUUUUAAUCCUAGACGCACUUCUCUCCUCUCUUCAAAACAUAAAAUAAUCGUCUCUAAUUAUUAUUAAGUAGCACAAACAGUAAUAAAGUCUUAUGA
Molecule: messenger RNA, 1573 nt
Organism: Paramecium pentaurelia
Lineage: Eukaryota; Ciliophora; Oligohymenophorea; Peniculida; Parameciidae
Source: the annotation of a GenBank genome assembly